UUUCUCCCACCCAAAGCACACUUUUCCACUCCCACAAGCCCAACUUCAAGAAACAGCAAUUGAGCCCCAUCUGACGCUCGUGACAGUCACCACCUCGAGCUGUCUUGCUACCUAAUCUAGGAACCUCCGAGCACUUGACUUUAUAUUUCACAAUGGCGCCUAACGGUACCAACGGCACAAAUGGCCACGACUCUAAUGGCGUGAGCGGGUGGAAGCACUAUAAUGAGGGCACUUUCCUCUUCACCUCCGAGUCCGUCGGUGAGGGCCACCCCGACAAGAUGGCUGAUCAGGUCUCUGAUGCCGUCCUCGAUGCCUGCUUGGCCGUGGAUCCUCUGUCCAAGGUCGCCUGCGAGACUGCCACCAAGACCGGCAUGGUCAUGAUCUUCGGCGAGAUUACCACCAAGGCCAAGAUCGACUAUCAAAAGGUUGUUCGCAACGCCAUCAAGGACAUUGGCUACGAUGACUCCUCCAAGGGCUUCGACUAUAAGACCUGCAACCUCCUCAUCGCCAUUGAGGAGCAGUCUCCCGAUAUCGCCCAGGGCCUGAAGCUUGACCAGCGUCUGGAGAACCUCGGUGCAGGUGACCAGGGCAUCAUGUUCGGCUAUGCUACUGAUGAGACCCCCGAGCUCUUCCCCCUCACCCUCCUCUUUGCGCACAAGCUCAACGCCGCCAUGUCGGCUGCCCGCCGCGACGGCUCCCUGCCCUGGCUGCGGCCCGAUACCAAGACCCAGGUCACCAUCGAGUACAAGCACGACAACGGCGCCGUUGUUCCCCUCCGCGUUGACACUGUUGUCGUUUCUGCCCAGCACAGCGAGGAGAUCACCACCGAGAAGCUGCGCAAGGAGAUCCUGGAGAAGAUUGUCAAGACCACCAUUCCUGCUAAGUACCUCGAUGAGAAGACCGUCUACCACAUUCAACCCUCCGGUCUUUUCAUCAUCGGUGGUCCUCAGGGUGAUGCUGGCCUGACUGGCCGCAAGAUCAUCGUCGACACCUAUGGCGGCUGGGGUGCUCACGGUGGUGGUGCUUUCUCCGGAAAGGACUUCUCCAAGGUCGAUCGGUCGGCUGCUUACCUUGGCCGCUGGAUUGCCAAGUCGCUGGUUGCCGCCGGGCUCGCUCGCCGGGCUCUUGUUCAGCUUUCGUACGCCAUCGGCGUUGCUGAGCCCCUGUCCAUCUAUGUCGACACAUACGGCACCUCGGAGAAGACGUCGGAUGAGCUCGUCGAGAUUAUCCGCGCGAACUUCGACAUGCGCCCCGGUGUCAUUGUUAAGGAGCUUGACCUCACCAGACCCAUCUAUUUCCAGACCGCCAAGAACGGACACUUUGGCACCAACCAGAGCUUCACCUGGGAGCAGCCGAAGGCGCUCAAGUUCUAAGCUGAGACGUCUCUCUCGCAGAAGAUUCAACUUCUUCUCCGUUAAAGAUACUGUCUAGCUUGUCUUUGAUAAUU
Lasiosphaeria miniovina is the source of this 1447-nucleotide messenger RNA. Its product is annotated as S-adenosylmethionine synthetase. Gene Ontology annotation, biological process: S-adenosylmethionine biosynthetic process. Bases 153 to 1373 code for a protein of 406 amino acids. Gene Ontology annotation, molecular function: ATP binding; methionine adenosyltransferase activity. The record is from RefSeq and is a predicted model, not a curated record. Gene Ontology annotation, cellular component: cytosol. The transcript has 4 exons. NCBI's taxonomy places the organism in Eukaryota, Fungi, Ascomycota, Sordariomycetes, Sordariales, Lasiosphaeriaceae.